Messenger RNA from Moesziomyces aphidis, 1359 nucleotides. Lineage: Eukaryota; Fungi; Basidiomycota; Ustilaginomycetes; Ustilaginales; Ustilaginaceae. The record is from the annotation of a GenBank genome assembly.
AUGUCACAGACGCCGACACAGACGCCUUCGCGGCGGCGGGCGGCGGUGGACACGCCGGGUUCUGUGCGGUCCAACACGUCCACGAGCGAUCGCAGUGUGCUGCUCGAGCGGACGGAAGAGCUGGAGUUGGAGAUCGAGGACCUCCGGCGAGCGAUAGCAUCCGAACGGGAGCGGAGGCGUUCGACGCAGCGGCAGCUGGAGAAGCAGCGCGCUACCGAUGCAACGCGCGACGAGGUGCGCACCACCCUGCUCGAGAAGCUGCGCCAGAUGGACGACGAUGCGCUCACGGCAUUGUUGGGUGCGUCGGUGCAGAGUCUUGCGCGCGUGAUUGCCGGUGCCGAUUCCGCGUGGGUCGCAGUAGACGCCGGGCUGGUGCCCAGCAAGUCGGUCGGUGUAGAGGGCACAGGAAGUGCGUCUGAUAUCGACCGUCGACUUGCACUGUCGGCGCAAGGGGUGCAGCACGAGUUGCACCGAACCCGACAUGCAGCUUCAGUGAACCAGUGGCUCAACGAUCGACAACGCCGCUCCAAUGCGCUCGUUCAGUCGCUCGCCCAGUUUUCCUAUCUCGACAUCGACACGCUCGACCAAGCAUCCUCCAGCGAGCGUCGAAGCAUCCACCUCGCUGGAUCCUUUGCACGACUCUUUCCGAUCGAUAUCCGGUUCGUUGUCGACGACUCUGGUUCCUCACCUGCAAUCCAGCAUCUGGCAAUCGACAUUCCGAGCUGGCUUUCAACUACGCUCAACACCCCGCAUGCGCUCUUCUCGCGCUUGCUGAAACGUAACGAUCUACCGGCGGUACUGCUGAUGCUGCGUACGAUGGUGCCCCUACUGUCGUUGCGGCGCAACAUGUUUACGUCGCUGAUGGAGUCGUAUACCGACUUGGUGCGAUCACACAUUCGGGCGUGGGAAUCGUCGCACGGAAUCGACUUUGCACCCUGGUAUCCACCGGGCACCUCUCGCAAGCGCGCCUCGUCCCGAGUCGAUGAAACCCUCGGACGGUCACUUAUCGCCACCGAUGCCGAAACACUCGUGCUGCAAAACUCCCACGGCGCAUCGCUGACACUGCGCUUCCGCAUUGUCUGGAAUCGUUAUGGCCAUGCAGUGCCACAGCUGGACGCGGAACCCAACGUACCAGCAGGAUUGAUGGACCCAACAGCAACCGCGUUUUUGCAACAGUUUGACCACGAGUUCAAACACCUCUGCAAGGUUGCGGUACAGCAGGAUGGCAUCGUAGGGUGGCAGGACGAAGAGCAGGAUCAGGCCGUGGGAAGAUGGGGCCUCAUGCCGGCACUGCACGCUACCAUAGCGGCGUUCUUUAGACUAGCCAUUGACGACGCCUCGGAUACAGGCUCCGACUAG